Stegastes partitus (bicolor damselfish) is the source of this 1089-nucleotide messenger RNA. RefSeq names its product glycosyltransferase 8 domain containing 2 (gene glt8d2). Gene Ontology annotation, cellular component: Golgi apparatus. Gene Ontology annotation, molecular function: glycosyltransferase activity. The transcript is spliced from 9 exons. Bases 1 to 1089 code for a protein of 362 amino acids. Lineage: Eukaryota; Metazoa; Chordata; Actinopteri; Pomacentridae. The record is from RefSeq and is a predicted model, not a curated record.
AUGGCUCUCUUGAGGAAAAUUAAUCGGGUUCUCCUGGUGCUGCUGGUGCUGCUGGUGUGUGUCCUCCUGCACAGUUCACUGCUCAGAGCAUCCACUCGGCCAACACUCUCAGAUCACAGGAAGCGUCUCAGCGGAGCAGCAAAGGUUUCCUCAGGGAGAGCGUCAGAGGUGGAUAGUGUCGUCCCUGUCAUCAUCUGUGCGUCCGAAGAGCAUGUGGGUGCAACCAUGGCAACCAUCAACAGCAUCAUCAGCAACACACAUGCUAGUGUUUUCUUCUACAUUGUUACUCUUCGUGAUGCUGUCAAACUUACGAGGAGGUACAUACUAAAGACAAAGCUAAAAGGCAUUCAGUAUAAGAUAUUGGAAUUUAACCCAAUGGUUCUACAAGGAAAGGUGAAGCCAGAUUCAUCCCGACCUGAUCUCUUACAUCCACUCAACUUUGUGCGUUUUUACCUGCCUCUGCUUGACAUCAGCCAUAAGAGGGUGAUAUACUUAGACGAUGAUGUCAUUGUGCAGGGUGACAUCAAGGAUCUGUUUAGCAUCAAACUGAAACCAGGACAUGCUGCUGCUUUCGCCACAGACUGUGACCUUCCCUCCACACAUGAGAUGGUGCGCAGCAUCGGCAUGCAGACAACCUACAUGGGCUUUCUGGACUAUAGGAAACAGGAAGUUAGAGACCUGGGCAUCAACCCCAGGGACUGCUCUUUCAACCCCGGAGUGUUUGUAGCAGACAUGAAAGAGUGGAAGAAACAGAAGAUCACCAAACAGCUGGAGAAAUGGAUGGAGGAGAAUUUCAGGCAGAACAUAUACAGCAGUGCCAUGGCAGGCGGUGUGGCAACUCCACCCAUGCUGAUAGUGUUUCAUGAGAAAUUCACAACACUGGACCCCCUGUGGCAUGUCAGACACUUGGGCUGGAGUCCAGAUGCCAGCUACUCAGACACCUUCCUGCAGGGGGCGCAUCUGCUGCACUGGAACGGCCCAUUCAAACCAUGGAAUUACCCUGCUGUCCAUUUGGAUCUGUGGGAGAAGUGGUUCGUCCCAGACCCUUCUGGAAAGUUCACUUUGGCAAGACCUGAUAGUGACAGCUGA